Actinia tenebrosa (Australian red waratah sea anemone) is the source of this 2471-nucleotide messenger RNA. Its product is annotated as CCR4-NOT transcription complex subunit 6-like. Gene Ontology annotation, molecular function: 3'-5'-RNA exonuclease activity; protein binding. Lineage: Eukaryota; Metazoa; Cnidaria; Anthozoa; Actiniaria; Actiniidae. The record is from RefSeq and is a predicted model, not a curated record.
CACUUGCCAUUUCAUAGUAUUGUGUUCGUGCUGAUAUCAUGUCCGCCAUGUUUGUUCUCCCCUCUUUUCGUCCUACAAAGUUAUGAUUUUCAGCGAUGCCGAAGGAAAAGCAUGAAAAUAACGGAUACCGGAGGAACUAUGCUAUUAUGAGCUCUGAAGAUGUGGCGGCGGGAAAGAAAUCGCAUUGGACUGAACUCGAAAUUACGGCUCCAAUCCGUAAUUUGAGCCCGAGCUUGUGGCAGCUGGAGUUUCUUACUGCAUUAUUUUUGAGCGACAAUCAUCUCACUAGAAUUCCCCCUGAUAUUGCUAAGCUUACAAACCUAAGACAUUUAGAUGUUUCGUCCAACAAACUGCGAAGUUUGCCCGCAGAAAUUGGAGAUAUGGUCACAUUACGUGAGCUCCUUCUAAGCAAUAAUGGCCUCCGAAAUUUGCCCAACGAGCUUGGCAAACUUUUCAAGUUGCAAACCCUUGGACUCAGUGGGAAUCCCUUGCCUCAACAAAUAUUAAAUCUAUAUGCAGAGGUUAAUGGAACUUCUAAGUUGCUAACCUAUAUGUUGGAUCAUUUAGAAGUGUGUGAAAGACCACCAGAGCGCCAAUGGAUUACUCUUACCUCAGACAAUCACAGACAGUCAAAUGGAAGUUUUAGUGUUAUGAGCUUCAAUGUUCUGUGUGACAAGUACUGUACCAAACAGUUGUAUGGAUACUGUCCUUCCUGGGCUCUUGACUGGGAGUACAGAAAAGUGUCUAUCAUGAAAGAAAUCUUACGUUAUGGAGCAGAUAUUGUCAGCUUGCAGGAAGUAGGAACAGAAGUGUUUUACCACUUUUUCUUACCGGAGCUGCAACAGAAUGGAUAUCAUGGGAUUUUUAGUGCAAAGUCAAGAGCAAGAACAAUGUCUGAAGAUGAAAGAAAACAUGUAGAUGGAUGUGCUAUAUUCUUUAGAACGUCUAAGUUUUCCUUGGUGAAAGAAUAUCUGACGGAGUUUAACCAGCUUGCGAUGGCCAAUGCCCAAGGAUCUGAUGAUAUGUUAAACAGAGUGAUGACAAAAGAUAAUAUAGGUAUUGCGGCAUUGCUGGAGCUUAAAGAGUCAGCUUAUACRGGUUAUGACGGAGGUCAGCAGAUCCUGGUAUCCAAUGCACACAUCCACUGGGAUCCUGAAUUCCGAGAUGUGAAGUUGAUUCAGACCGUUAUGUUGAUGAAUGAAUUAACAAACAUCUUGAAGGAAGCUGUUCCUGGAUAUCACCCACAUGGAGGCAAGAAUGGUACAACAAUAUCAAGGCCCAUCCCAGUCGUGUUAUGUGGUGACUUCAACUCACUCCCAGACAGCGGCGUAAUCGAGUUCCUGGACCAUGGAAGACUGCCCAUAGACCACUCAGAUUUCCUGGAAAUGCAGUACGAAGGGUUUUUGUCAAGGUUAAGUAAUGGCAACAGUAAGAAUGGUGAGAAGUGUGCGGAGCUUGCACAUGGUCUAAAGUUAAAGAAGACAUAUGAUGGUGAACAUCRAAUGCCUUACACUAAUCUAACAUAUGAUUUUAAAGGGGUUAUUGAUUAUGUAUAUUACACUAGCGACACCCUUUCACCUUUAGGGUUACUCCUAUCAGUAGAUCCAGAGUAUAUCAAGGCAAAUAAGGUAUUAGGUUGGCCACACCCGCACUUUCCCUCCGACCAUCAAUCUUUAUUAGUGGAGUUUGAAGUAUUUAGCACAGUUCCAAGGUUUGGGUUUUUGCAAAAUAGUAACAGCCUCCCAAGGUAGCCAUAUAUAUGUCUGUGGCUGCACAGAAGAAACUGUAAAUUUGUAAUUAUAGUGUGUAAAAUAGGCAACUUCAGCCCAAAUUUUAAGAAGUCUCCAACAUUCGACCCUCAACUAUUUUGAUCUUGCACGCAAAUAGCCAGAGGGGUUUGUCCAUCUCAUUUUACUAACCUACGAUCGUUAUUACCAUUAUUAUUAGUCCUUUGCAUGUGUCAGGUUUUGCCUUGGUCCUAUAAGUCUGGCUCCCUGCAUGCAUAAGUCUUAUCUUAUUCUCCAUAGGAUUGAAGUUGGGGUUCCUGCUAUCUACCUUCCCCCCUGUAGGUUCAAUGACAGUUUGGGGGGUUUGAGGUUGGUUUGUGGAGAAAUAGAUAUGACCCCUGCAUGCAAGAUUUAAGUCCAGCCAAAGGUUGUAGAAAAUGUAGGGAAAUUUAUAGUCAAAUUUGCAUCUUUUUUAAGCUUUUCAGAAUGGCUUUUCGUCGUGUUUCUACCAUUAUUAGUAUUUUUCUGUCUUUACAAAUUUUGUAAUUUUUUUUUCUAAAUAAGUGUGAAAAUUAAGGUUUGACAAAUUCGUAAUUUUAAUGUUUUUUUUUUAUCCAAUAGAACUGGAUAAAACAAUAGUGGCAUUUUCCAUUAAUGUGUUUGUUUGCAUUUUAGAUAUAUUAGCAUCAGUCAGUCUUAAUGCUUAUAUGAAAACUGGAUCCACAAAUCAAAACCAUUUUUUUC